GGUCGCCCCGCCCACCGGCCUCUACAUCACCACCCCUCUCGCCGCUUUCAAGCGCGGAGAUUGGCUGUAAGCAAGAAAGAGCCCCGCCCCUAGUCUUAUGACUCGCGCUAAAGCGCCGAUUCCUGGCUUUUGCAAGGCUGUGGUCGGUGGUCACCCGUGCUCUUGACCCAGGUCCAGCGAGCCUUUUCCCUGGUGUUGCAGCUGUUGUUGUACCGCCGCCGUCGCUGCCGCCGUCGCCUGCUCUGCGGGGUCAUGGUGUGCUUCCGCCUCUUCCCGGUUCCGGGCUCAGGGCUAGUUCUGGUCUGCCUCGUCCUGGGAGCUGUGCAGUCUUACGCAUUGGAACUUAAUUUGACAGAUUCAGGAAAAGCCACUUGCCUUUAUGCAAAAUGGCAGAUGAAUUUCACAGUACGCUAUGAAACUACAAAUAAAACUUAUAAAACUGUAACCAUUUCAGACCGUGGCACUGUGACAUAUAAUGGAAGCAUUUGUGGGGAUGAUCAGAAUGGUCCCAAAAUAGCAGUGCAGUUUGGACCUGGCUUUUCCUGGAUUGCGAAUUUUAGCAAGGCGGCAUCUACUUAUUCAAUUGACAGCAUCUCAUUUUCCUACAACACUGGUGAUAACACAACAUUUCCUGAUGCUGAAGAUAAAGGAAUUAUUACUGUUGAUGAACUUUUGGCCAUCAAAAUUCCAUUGAAUGACCUUUUUAGAUGCAAUAGUUUAUCAACUUUGGAAAAGAAUGAUGUUGUCCAGAACUAUUGGGAUGUUCUUGUACAAGCUUUUGUCCAAAAUGGCACAGUGAGCACAAAUGAGUUCCUGUGUGAUGAAGACAAAACUUCAACAGUGGCACCCACCAUACACACCACUGUGCCAUCUCCUACUACAACACCUACUCCAAAGGAAAAGCCAGAAGCUGGAACCUAUUCCGUUAAUAAUGGCAAUGAUACUUGUCUGCUGGCUACCAUGGGGCUGCAGCUGAACAUCACUCAGGAUAAGGUUGCUUCAGUUAUUAACAUCAACCCCAAUGCAACUCACUCCACAGGCAGCUGCCGUUCUCACACUGCUCUACUUAGGCUGAAUAGCAGCACCAUUAAGUAUCUUGACUUUGUCUUUGCUGUGAAAAAUGAAAACCGAUUUUAUCUGAAGGAAGUGAACGUCAGCAUGUAUUUGGUUAAUGGCUCCGUUUUCAGCAUUGCAAAUAACAAUCUCAGCUACUGGGAUGCCCCCCUGGGAAGUUCUUAUAUGUGCAACAAAGAGCAGACUGUUUCAGUGUCUGGAGCAUUUCAGAUAAAUACCUUUGAUCUAAGGGUUCAGCCUUUCAAUGUGACACAAGGAAAGUAUUCUACAGCUCAAGACUGCAGUGCAGAUGACGACAACUUCCUUGUGCCCAUAGCAGUGGGAGCAGCCUUGGCAGGAGUACUUAUUCUAGUGUUGCUGGCUUAUUUUAUUGGUCUCAAGCGCCAUCAUGCUGGAUAUGAGCAAUUUUAGAAUCUGCAACCUGAUUGAUUAUAUAAAAAUACAUGCAAAUAACAAGGUUUUCUUACCUCUCAGUUGUUGAAACACUUUACUUCUUAAAAUUGAUAUGUUGAAACUUUAAUUAUUUUAUCAAUCCCAGCAUUUUGAUAUCAGUCUUUAUUAAUAAAACCUGUUCUCUUUAAUCAGCUUACAAUCCAAAGUGUCAUAUUUACUGGUCCUGGAGACAAACUUGUUCAAAGGAACAUCGAUGUGCAAUGUUUUAAAGUCUAUCUUAAGAAGCCUUGGCCAAAUUUUGAUCCUAACUUUGAAGUAUGCAUUGAACUUAUUAACAUGGCCAUUAUAAGAAUAAAAUAUAUAGUUGUGUCUUAAUGGAAUUAAUAAAUAUCAUUUCACGACUGGUAUUCUGUUUCAGUGUAUAAGGACUAUAGUGAUUUAAACUCAUCAAUGUGCCUUUGUAUAAAGUUCAUUAAAUAAAUGUUGAUGUGGUAUAAAUGCCCAUCAGAUGUGCUUAAACUUGGUUUUCAGUUGAAUAAAGUAGAGAAUGUCCUCAGGACCAUCAGCAUUUUAAAGGUUAUGUGACUUCUGCUGAUUUCUCUGAGUUUAAGUUAAGCAUGAAGUUAGUACCUCAGGCUUGUGAUUUUUUCCCUAGGGAUGAUACAGACCCAAGAGGCUACAACAGAACUUAAACUGGCUUCAUAAUUAGAGUUUUUAAGAGAAUUGUUUGUUUUUCAGCAAUAUAGACUGAAAAGAUUCAAGCAUAUUUAACCACUUGCUUUUUUGUUUCUUGUUUUGUUCUUCUUUGGAUGCCUGAUUAGUAUUGAAAGAUAGAAAUAUUCUAUGAACUAAUUAGGACAGAUUGUGUUGUGUUUCUCUACCUCAUCUUGUUGAUCUCUGGAGCAUUAAAAUCUAUUUAGUGUUGUCAUCAGAGUGGUACUUAUGAAAUGUAAGCUAACAGCAAUCUCAGAAGGGAGGCAGUGAAGCAAUAGCAACUAGGCUCUUGUUUCUUCAAGAUGGCCCCUGUGGGACAGUGCAUAGAUAGGGUUGUAAAGAGAAGCUGUUGGCAUUAAAAUGAACUAGAUAAUCAGCCCUUGUUGAAGCAUAUUCCGUGGUAUAAGAGUAGCACAGAUAUGAAACAUAGAUAAAGAAGGAAGAUUAAUAGACUAGAAGACUUUCGCGUUGAAGUAUUAUUAACCCAUUGUAUGUAUAUAUGGGCAUGAUCAGAGUUUCUAUAACUUCUAUACAGUGUAUCUUGUUACCCAGCUCUCAGUCUUUGAGAGCUUUCAGUAAAAUAUAGUAAGUUCUUUCAACAUAGGCUAAUGUGUGGUUACUGAAAUGAGUGUUAUGUACUCAGAACCGUAGCAACAUUUUUAUGAAUGGCAAAAGUACAAGAGGAGGAAAAGUUAAAAUUAGAAGAAAAGUACAAGUCAUUGCUUAAUCAUAAAUCACACCAGAUAACACAUUUUGUUAAUUUCAUUAGCUAUUACUGGAAAUGACCUUAACGAUUAUUUACAGAAAGGGGAGUGAAAUUCAUUGAGGUUCCAUAUCAAGUGGGCAACAAAACUAUUGUUAGCAUUUUGAUAAAAAUUGCCCCUAAUGAAAUCUAGUCACUCAACAGUAAAACAACAGCUGGUUUACACUUGAAAUUAUGAGAUCAGAAUUGGGCACUUUGGGCUUCCAUACUAUGUUUUGCUUAAGUUUUUUUUUUUUUUUAUACUAAUAUGGACUUUUUCAAUAGUAAUAUACCAAACCACUCCUAUUUUAAUCUCUGUUUGCUACUUCAAAACCUAAUCCUUCUCAGAUGGGACCAUGAGCAUAAGAGGAAAAGAGACGAGAAGGAACACUUGUUGACCUCCUGAUGUGUAUCAGGUGCUUUAGAAAUAAAAUUGUAUUUAAUCCUCAAUUUCCUUAUGGGUAUUAUCCCCCUCUUACAGAUGAGGAAAGUGAGGCCCAGUUUGAAUAACUUGCCCAAGGUCCUUUGGCUAGUACUGGAAGGAGUCAAGAUUUAAACUCAGUUCUGUCUGAAUCCAGAGCUCAAAAUCUACAUUGAACAUGUUGCUUUCCUGGUGGUUCGGUGGAAUGGACUACAAUGAAUUAAAUACUGCUGUUAUUCUUCCAGGCCACUGCUCAGCUAAAAGUAAUUGUGUAUAACCUGAUAGCUACCUAAUGCCUAUGCAAAAAAAAAGUAUAUACUGCAUUCUUGAUCCUAAGUCUUUUUUAACUUAUAUUUUAUUACUUAUACAGAAUUCUUAUUUAUACUUUAGUUAUAGGUAUAACAAAGGAGAAAGAGAGUAGGGAAAUACACAGGCAGUGGUUUUAAGUGAAGAUGAUGGCUCCUUAACCCAGUGUCAUUAGAUAAUCAAACCUAAAGUCUUCCCAUAUUAGGCAAGCACAAUUCUCUAUUUUGGGCCCUUCCUAUUCUUCCCUUACCUUCUGCUUUUUGUACUGAGGAAUUUCGUGUGCUUUUAAAUAAAGCGAUAAUGAGAUAUUGAGCAAAUAAAAUAGAGGUAAUGCUAUAAAAGACUAAGCUAUGUACACUUUAAAAAUGCUUGUUUCUCGCAUGCUUUUUACUGCUUAACUGCAUUCUUUACUAAUUUCCUUUCCUUGCUGUCUGUUCUUUUCUAACAGCUGAAGAAUGUUCUGCUGACUCUGACCUCAACUUUCUUAUUCCUGUUGCAGUGGGUGUGGCCUUGGGUUUCCUUAUAAUUGUUGUCUUUAUCUCUUAUAUGAUUGGAAGAAGGAAAAGUCGUACUGGUUAUCAGUCUGUGUAAUCAAUUAAAUCUAGUGGGGUUUUUUUUGUUUUGUUUUGUUUUCAGUUAGAAGUUACGUUUCCAUUGGCUAAAAGCCAGGACAUGCUGUGCAAUAGAUUGUUUAAGAUAUGCAGACAAACUUAAGUGAGUUGCUAGCUAACUUGGGCAUGAGUACACUUAUUUAAGACAAAAUAUAUUAGGACCAAUUUUUUUGUUUUUUUUCUUCCUUUGUUAAAGUAUAAUUAAAAGAAAGAUUGUGGCUUAGAAUUUUUUAAGUAAGUAAUGAUUUUAAGCCCCUGGAUCCAAUUAUGAAAGCAUUUUUACUGAUGUGUAAUUUUAUAUGUUACAGUUACUUAUAUUUUACUACUUUGAUGUUAUUUGCAAAAUCAAAGGUGUUAAAGAAUUUAACUUGCUUCAGGAAAUAAAUUCAAGAACAUAAUGGAUUCAUUUUCAUUAGUGGCAGAAACGAAAUUUGGUUCAUGAUAAGACUUCCUUUCCCCACCUCCUGAUCAGCAUUAUUUAAAUCUGUAUUUUUUUGGUUAAGAAAGAAAUGGCUUCAUGAUAUCGUAUUUAAUAGCAAAAGUUUGGCUGUUUUCUUCAUCACUGUUAAUAGCUACUAUAUUUUAACAAGGAAAUUUCUUUCUUUUUUUUUUCUGGAGUUUGGAAUAUAGUGAUUAUCUCAGACUUGACAUUUAUACUGAAGGAUGAAGUAAGACCUUCAGCUUUUUUUAAAAGGUGUUGAUUUGGAACACCUGUAUGGGUUAUGGUUUAUUAAGGUUGUGGUUUAGAAAGUUUUUUCCCUCAGAGCCUUAACUUGUUAAGAAGGUUCAUUUAUCCUGCACUGAAAACAAAAACUCUAUAUACUUUGUUUGUGUGCCUCCUGCACUCUCCCAUUCCCUACAUGAAUAUGCUCUAGUUGAUAUUUUUAAUAUAUUGAUUUCUUUUUUCUCACAGCAACAAGUGCUUACUCUAGAGGUUAGUGGGCCCUGAUAUGUCAUCAGUCAGAUGCCUGCCUAGCCAAAGCUGGACCAAGAUUAUUCUGUACAUUUGUUGAUCUUGAUGUAGACUUAUAUCCCUGUAGGGACCGCUAAUGGCUCUGGCUUCUGGAGUAAGGUACUAGAGACCGCUCAUCCCCGUGUCUGCUUGAUUGGUUCAGCUGUUCAAUUGCCCUUUUAUUUGGAAGCACAGUGUUGAAGUUGUCUGGGGUUCAAAUGGCUGCUUUGUACACCUGUCAUUAGUGUAAGGCAGAUGUUUAUUUUAUCAAGCUAUUUUAUCUCUAUAUUUAACUAAAAACAAAAGUUCCCAAAGAUCUGCCUUCACUUCAGAAAAUAUUUUUUGGAUUAAAAAAAUUAAGCCUAAACCUUAAAUAAAGUGAGUUGGUUAUUCAAUCCAAGGAUUAAGUCCCAAUCUACCUCUCAGCACAAUGCAGAAGCUCACCACUGUAUUGCUGCCAUUAACUCAUGCCAGAACCCUUUGCCAAUAACUGGAAUUACAAAAUUUUGUUAAAGAAGAUUUAUCAAGAUCUUUCUUUACUGCCUUCUCUAUAUGUACAUCUCAAAAACAUGUACAUCUCAAAAACUGGAGUAGAAAGUUAGAUUGCUCAAUUACAACUCCUCUAGAACUCUAUAGCUCUGACAUCCAGAUUCACACUCUCCUCUAUUUGCUAAGUAUGUAAAGAAUGUUUUCUUUUAAAGUGUUCUCUUUUGAGAACAACUGCUCAUUUGUUGUAAAAGCAUUUGGUUAAAUUGAUGGCAUCAUAAAAAACAGUGACUUCGUUUCAAUACAUAUUUUUGAGAUGAUUGUCUAGAAGCCAGAUUAAUUAAAUCCAGCUUGUGACCUUGCUAAGCAUAUAAAUUGGAAAUUCAGAUACAUUCAAAAUUAUGGGUUCAUUUAAAAGUGUUCUACCUUUUGGGUAUGAGACUAAUAUCACUAAUUCCUCAAUAGUUAUCGUGGCUCUAUCUUAAUUAAUUAGAAAAUAUGUGUGUUUAAUUCUUUGAGAAUUAAAAUACAGAAUAUGAACAGAGGGUUAAAAACUGCUUCAACUCCAAUAAGAUAAAGGAAGCUGAAAAUCUAUGAGCUGAGUGUUUAAUUAGCUUUGCCUACUGGGUUCAUUUUUAUGUCAGUACAACAGUGGAUCAGACAGUACGACUUUGAACUGGUGAAUGUAAAGAAUUGUUUUUCACCUAAGCUGCUUUGGAAGAACUGAUGCUUGCUGCUAACUAAAGUUUUGGAUGUAUCAAUUUAGAGAACCAAUUACUACCUGCAAAAUAAAGCAUACUGUGGUACUUCUGUUUGAUCUAGUAUGUGUGAUUUUAGAUUGAUGGAUUAAAAAUUAAUAAAGAUCAUACAUUUCAU
This is a messenger RNA of Cercocebus atys (sooty mangabey), 6575 nucleotides long. It is a transcript of the gene LAMP2, whose product is annotated as lysosomal-associated membrane protein 2. NCBI's taxonomy places the organism in Eukaryota, Metazoa, Chordata, Mammalia, Primates, Cercopithecidae. The transcript is spliced from 9 exons. Bases 253 to 1485 code for a protein of 410 amino acids. Gene Ontology annotation, biological process: autophagosome maturation; protein targeting to lysosome involved in chaperone-mediated autophagy; cellular response to starvation. The record is from RefSeq and is a predicted model, not a curated record. Gene Ontology annotation, cellular component: autophagosome membrane.